This is a messenger RNA of Acipenser ruthenus (sterlet), 1168 nucleotides long. It is a transcript of the gene map1lc3cl, whose product is annotated as microtubule-associated protein 1 light chain 3 gamma, like. The record is from RefSeq and is a predicted model, not a curated record. Gene Ontology annotation, cellular component: autophagosome membrane; autophagosome; cytosol. Gene Ontology annotation, biological process: autophagosome assembly; macroautophagy; autophagy of mitochondrion. Lineage: Eukaryota; Metazoa; Chordata; Actinopteri; Acipenseriformes; Acipenseridae. Gene Ontology annotation, molecular function: ubiquitin protein ligase binding. Bases 323 to 706 code for a protein of 127 amino acids. The transcript is spliced from 4 exons.
AAAAGGUCCGGCUAGGGCAGGAGCUUCUAGCGGGACUGUGUCACCAGAGGACGGGUAAGAGAGGUGAUCGGCAGCCCUUAGCAUCGCACAGCAGCCGCCGUCUGUGAGCAGGGAGCCCCCCGCCUCGAAGCGCACAGCAGCCGCCGUCUGUGAGCAGGGAGCCCCCCGCCUUGAAGCGCACAGCAGCCGCCGUCUGUGAGCAGGGAGCCCCCCGCCUUGAAGCGCACAGCAUCCGCCGUCUGUGAGCAGGGAGCCCCCCGCCUCGAAGCGCACAGCAUCCGCCGUCUGUGAGCAGGGAGCCCCCCGCCUCGAAGCGCACAGCAUGCCGCCGCUUGAGAGGUCGCAGGAGCUGCUGAAGCCGUUCAAACAAAGAAAAUCUCUGGCGACAAGACAACAUGAAGUCACUACCGUGAGAUCAAAAUUUCCCAACAAACUUCCGGUCAUCGUGGAGCGCUACAGCAAGGAGAGAGUGCUCCCCCUGCUGGACAAAACAAAAUUCCUCGUCCCGCAGGAGCUCACGAUGUGUCAGUUCAUGAGUCUGAUCAGGAGCCGCAUGGCUCUGGGUGCGACGCAGGCGUUGUAUCUGCUGAUUGAUCGCCGCUCGCUAGCCAGCCUGAGCCUCACGAUGGCGCAGAUCUACUCCCAGAGCAAGGACGAGGACGGCUUCCUCUACGUCACCUACGCCUCGCAGGAAACCUUCGGCUGACAUCACUUCCUGCGCCUGAGAGGGAGGGACCCGCCUCCCGUCAACAAGACCGCGUCACCGCGCCUUGCGUAGCCAAACCUGUGUAAUCUCGCGUUCUUUUAAUGCCGUGAUGUCACUUCCUGUCACUGUGUGUGGGGGCGGGGCAAACGAAUGAACUCACUUCCCUUUUUUGGGGUACGCCAGAAAGGCGACCAAAUGAUGUCACUUCCAGGGCAAGGCAAUUGCUUAAAGCUACCCAAGUGAUGUCACUUCCUCCCAGUCAAUGCUGCACGCAGGGCCAUUGGGAUAGAGAGGAGGCCCUACACUGCCUCCUGGUGGCAGGCUGGUGCAGCUGUAGUUUCCUUGAAUGUGAUUUAUUUUUUUGUAUUGCAAGCAGCGCCACUGGCUGGUCAAAUGUUGUACCUGCAGAAAAAACCCAAAACUACCAGAAAAUAAAAAAAAACACAUUUUUUUUUAACUUUA